GUAGUUCUGACACCAAUUCUCAAUGCGCCUGCUGAUCUCACUUAACUAAUCUUUGUUGUACAUCCAAUGUUAUAAAUAAAGCAUCAUGUGAUCGUAACAAACUUGCUUAAACAUUAACCUAACACGUAGCUGAUAUGUGAUCAGUGAUCUAAACUUCUCCCCCAAAAUUAGAAAUCCAAGCUACACACAUUCGGCACUAUCUUUGCCACAGACCUCCAUACCAUUUUAUUCUUCUCUCUGUCUCCACCACCGGACAAUGACAACGUACGGGACCAUCCCGACCGAAUCCCUGGCAUCCUUGAACCAACAUUUCGUCCCACGCGCAAAAGAACAGAUCCAAUCAGCCCUAAGCAACCGAAGACCAUGGCAGGAAAUUAUACAACUGCAAAAUCUCACCCUUCCCUCCACCUUCAACCAAUCAGUCCAUAGAAUCAAGACGAAUGUCGUCUUCUUUCGCAUGAACUACGCCAUCAUCACAUUUUCCAUCCUCUUCCUAAGCCUCCUAUGGCACCCCAUUUCGUUGAUCGUCCUCAUCGUCAUGAUGGUUGCAUGGAUCUUUCUAUUUUUCCUGCAUGACCAACCUUUGAUGAUUCUAGGGUACCGGAUCAACUUGCAAGUGGUGAUGAUGGCCCUGUUGGUGGUCACACUCGUCGCGCUUUACCUUACUAACGCGAGAUAUCAUAUCGUCGCCGGACUCUGCAUUGGCCUCGCGGUUGUUCUGGUGCAUGGAGCUCUGAGGGAGCCUGAGGAUGUCUUCGUUGUGGAUGAUGAAGGGCCAGGAUCAGGUGGAGGUGGUGCACAUGUUCACAAAGUGCCUCACAAAUAGUGAGAAUCACAAACAAGGCCUUAUUUUCUCCAUCUUUUCUUUUUCCGAAACAAAAAUGAUUUCUGCACUCCCCUUUUCUCUCUCAUCACCCCUCUCUUUUCUUUUGCUUGGAUUAACAAAAUUGAAAGAGAAUCAAGGGACAUAAACAAAGGAGAAAACAUGAGUGCUGAAAUCAUUUUCUUUAUUUUCUUUUCAUAAUUUCCUCGUUCUUUUUUUUUUUUUUUGGAAACUCGUAAUUUCCUUGUUCUUGAUGGUGAAUUAUGGGGUUCAAUGACACGUGUCUCCAGGACUCAAAAUCUGUAAUUACAUAUGUAAAUGGUGUCAUACAAUUGGAGCUGAAACUGCAAGAAACUCCACGGAGAUCAAAGGAAAAUUCAGAUUCUUCCUCUAUGAGAAUUCAACCAACUCCAACUUUUUCCCCCAUCGUCACAGUGGACUGAUGCGUCGAUAAGAAUGCACCCUUUUCCUCCAAAGUUCCAAGAUGGGAGAAGAACAUAUAUUCAAAGGUUAGGGCAGAGCGUAAAUAUGAGUUAGACCAGUUUGUUGGGGCAUUGUACCCACCUCUUUUCACCCAAGUUUGAAUGUGUCUCACAUGUAGGUUUAGAGUAGAGGAUGGGAAACAUGGUGUAUAUGUUGAUGUGUGGAUGAUUGGCUUUGGCAAGUUUCUUUUGGAAUUUGGUUAAUUAUCUUGAAGCCUCUGUCAUGAUACCAAUGCAUAUCAUAAGAGAAUUGGAUGUUCAUAUUGGAAUCCUUUUCAUAUGAAAACUAAGCCCUCGUUUGAUAACUAUUUUUUUUCUUUAUGUUUUCAUCUUUUUGCUUGUAGGUUUUAAAGCAAUCUUUAACGUUAAGAAUUGGGUUUUGAGUUUUGGAGUUGUAAUGCAUUUCGCACCCUUUGGUUUGUUUGUUUGGUGGGCGGAGCCAAUAUAUUUUUUUUUUUUGGGUUUUUAGAUCCAGGUUCAAAAACAUAUAGUGUUUUUAGGAGUGAGUCCAAUUAUCUAAUUAUAUGUUUUUAUUCUUUUAUACUCAUUUUAUAUUUUCUACAA
Messenger RNA from Pyrus x bretschneideri (Chinese white pear), 1869 nucleotides. Its product is annotated as PRA1 family protein F2-like. The transcript has a single exon. Gene Ontology annotation, cellular component: Golgi apparatus; endoplasmic reticulum. NCBI's taxonomy places the organism in Eukaryota, Viridiplantae, Streptophyta, Magnoliopsida, Rosales, Rosaceae. Gene Ontology annotation, biological process: vesicle-mediated transport. The record is from RefSeq and is a predicted model, not a curated record. The coding region runs from base 257 to 826 and encodes 189 amino acids.